Molecule: messenger RNA, 3402 nt
Organism: Papaver somniferum (opium poppy)
Lineage: Eukaryota; Viridiplantae; Streptophyta; Magnoliopsida; Ranunculales; Papaveraceae
Product: pentatricopeptide repeat-containing protein At4g39952, mitochondrial-like
Exons: 2
Coding region: 2-2398 (798 amino acids)
Biological process (GO): RNA modification
Molecular function (GO): RNA binding; protein binding
Source: RefSeq, a predicted model, not a curated record
UAUGUUAAUAUCACUGGGUAUCGGUCUCACACUCACAGCUAUGAAUCGCCUUCACAAGAGGCUCUCACUCUCAAUUCCACCACUGUAUUUCCAUUCAUCAGCACCACCACCACCACCACCACCUUCUCAUCAAACCAACCACCUUACCAAUCUCAUUGAUCACUUCUUAUCAAGCUUUAGUAUAGAUAUCAAAACACUUGUUAAGUAUCAUUCAUUUAUAAUCACAAGUGGUAAUCCCAAUAACAUCUUCAUAACCUCAAAACUAAUCUCUCUUUACUCAUCUUUAAACAAACCAAAUGUAUCAAGUCAAGUUUUCAAUUCUUUUAACGGAUAUAAAGACACAUUCUUAUGGAACUCAAUUAUUAAGUCUCAUUUCUCCAAUGGAGAUUACAUAAACACACUUGAGCAUUUUUCAAAAAUGCAUUCUUCAUCAAUUCUUCCUAACCCUUUUACAAUCCCAAUGAUAGUUACGGCUUCUGCCGAGCUUUCAGAUAUUGAGUUUGGUCGAAUUAUUCACUGUUAUGGUUUGAAGUUUGGGCUUUUAAGAGGUUAUGUUGCAAAUGGAUCUUCUUUUGUUUACAUGUAUUGCAAGUGUAAUGAGUUGAGGGAUGCGGACAACAUGUUUGAUGAAAUGACUGUCAGGGAUGUUGUUUCUUGGACAGCUCUUAUUAAUGGGUAUGUUCACAAUGAUAAAUUUGAGAAAGGGUUGGAGUGUUUUAGAGAAAUGCAUAAAGUUGGCGUAGGAGACGGUGAGAAGCCAAACGUCAGGACUAUUGAUGGUGGGCUGAAAGCUUGUGGGAAUUUGGGUUAUGUGUUAAGUGGUAGAUGUUUACAUGGCUAUAUGGUUAAAACAGGAAAUGGGUAUUCUCAAUUUGUGAAGUCGUCCUUGUUGUCAAUGUAUUCCAAGUGUGGAACUACUGAAGAUGCAACUAUUUCUUUCCUUGAAUUGGAUGAUAAAGAUCUUAUUUCAAUGACAACAAUUAUUGGUGUUUAUGCAAGAAAAGGUCGCAUACGUGAAUGCUUAGAUUUAUUUUGGGCAAUGCAGAAAUCAGAAAUUGAUCCUGAUGAAAUCAUUAUUAGUUGCAUUCUUUCAGGUCUUGGGAACUCUAAGAAGGUUAGUGAAGGCAAGGCUUUUCAUGGCAUGAUCAUUAGGAGAGGUUUUAAGUUAAGUAAAAUGGUUAUUAGUUCUCUCAUUUCUAUGUACAGCAAGUUUGGCUGUUUAAAUAUAGCAGAAAAUCUCUUUGAUAGACUGUUUGAACGGGAUGUAGACUCUUGGAACCAUAUGAUAUCAGGGUACAGUAAGUUAGGGUUGGAAACAAAGUGCUUUGAGCUUUUCAGGGAAAUGCAACAAUUAAGAGUGGAAGCUAAUAAGGACAGUCUAGUUUUAGUUCUGUCGUCAUGUUCUGGAUCGCCAUUGAUAGGACGCUCUGUUCACUGCUAUGCAAUUAAAAAUGGGGAAGAUGCAAACAUUUCAGUUGCAAAUUCAAUUGUGGGAAUGUAUGGGAGAUGUAAAAAUCUAACAGCCGCGAAUAGACUGUUCCAUAGGGUGCAGAAAGACGUCGUCACGUGGAACACAUUGAUUACUGCUUAUACUCAUGGUGGACAUUCAAAUGAGGCUAUAUCGCUGUUCGAACAGAUGAUUUCAGCUGACGUCAAACCUAAUUCAGUGACGUUGAAAACCGUUCUGUCAGCUUGCUCUCAUCAAGCAGCAUUAGAGCAUGGCAAAAGAGUCCAUAGUUACAUCAAAGAAAUGGGUUUGGAGUUUGAUUUAUCUCUUGUUACUUCUCUAGUUGAUAUGUAUGUUAAAUGCGGGGAACUUCAGUUAUCAAGAAAAAUAUUUGAUUCCAUGCCUAAAAGAGAUGUUAUUUCAUGGAAUGUGAUGAUCUCAGGGUAUGGAAUAAAUGGAGAUGCAAAUGCUGCAGUGGAGCUGUUCCAACAGAUGGAAGAUUCGGGUGUUAGACCUAAUGGACUGAGCUUCCUCGCAGUCCUGUUGGCAUGUACUCAUGCAGGUCUUGUCGAAGCAGGAAAGGAUAUAUUCAGUAGGAUGGAACUUUAUGCAAUUCAGCCAACUCUGAAACACUAUGCUUGUAUGGUUGAUCUUCUUGGCCGAGCAGGGUAUCUACAAGAGGCUGAAAAUUUAGUUCUGUCAAUGCCAAUUGUUCCUGAUGGGGGUGUAUGGGGAUCUCUUCUUGCUUGUUGUAGAACUCAUAACGAUGUUGAGAUGGCCGAACGGGUAGCGAAGCGGGCUAUAGAAUUAGAUCCCAAGAACGACGGAUAUUAUAUUUUGAUGGCUAAUAUGUUAAAUUCCAUGGGAAUGUGGGAAAAAGCAGAGAAAGUGAGAGAAGAUAUGAAUAAGAAAGGAGUUAGAAAGAAAGCUGGUUGGAGUGCUAGGGAAUAGUGGUGAAAAUUCAGGCAAGAAGAGCCAUAAAGCAACCGCAGAACUUGACUGUAAGAAAGAAGCGUUUCGAAGGUUUGCAGUCCUAAAUAUGCUUUUCUAACAAGGGCUGUUGUACAGGACAAACAGAUACUCUAAAUGAUAUAAAUUUGUAAAAAUUACGUCAUGCCAACGUCGUUAUUGAGGCAGAGUUCAGCUGUCUGAUCUGUCGGAAAGUGAUGCUCUCCCGCUUACAACUCCUUUAUGCCCACAACUGCUGAGAGCCAUGUUUGGAAGGUGCCUUUUCUGGUCAUAUUAUUUUUGCAAGAGAGUUUGUCAGUGGUAACGGCCUCUCCUAGCACAGUAAACUGUCAUGAAGUGACCCCUCUACGACGUCUGACACCUCUGAUUUUGUUCAGAACUCAUAGAUUGUUGUUUCAGGCUGGAAGAUUUGAAGCGUUUUAAGUAAGGUCGUCCACCAUCCUAUAGCAGUGCAACAUAGCCCAGCCAUCAACAUCUCUCUCACCCUGCCGCUACUACUCAUGGUUAACUACGGGAAGGUCUCUUAGCAACACCCAUACAUCAAAAAGUGGACCUGGCAGUUCAUCUGGAUGUUUAGAUACAAUGAAGCUGGACUUGGCCAUUAAUGGCCUAACUUGUGCUGGGUUGGUGGUUGUGCUUGUGCUAAUUGCCAUAAUUGCCUCCUACUCCGUUUGGAGCCUUAGCCAUCUGACCUGUUUGGUGGUUAAACUUCAAGUGAUUUGUGGUAUUCUGCUGCAUCAUCUUAAAGUGCUCUGCCUCAAGAUGUCGUUUGCGUCAUCUGGUAUAUAUGUUCAUUUGAGAUGGUUGCUGUAACCUUAACUUUAAAAUCAUAAUCCCUGCAACAUUAUGUGGUAAAAUAUACACGAACUUACUAUUCCUUAUCUUUGAUAAUAGCAGUGUACUGUAAUGAGGAUGACUGUUAUUACAGUUGAUACAAACAGAUUGGUCAGUGUGUGCAACACACGUGAGUCUGUAAGAGAGUCAUG